Didymodactylos carnosus is the source of this 501-nucleotide messenger RNA. The record is from the annotation of a GenBank genome assembly. Lineage: Eukaryota; Metazoa; Rotifera; Eurotatoria; Philodinida; Philodinidae.
AUGUAUUUUCCACUAAAUCCCGAUACUAAUAGCUAUUACAACUAUUAUGGAAGAGCAAGAUUUGGCAUCGAUUUUCUAGGAUGUGACACCUAUUUCAAAUCUAACAGUGUUAUGUGUGGUGUCAAAUAUCAACCAUCUGAAGUUUUUGGCUCCUCCACGGCAUUGCAAUUAAGAUUAACAGCAGAGGAAUAUGUUUAUACGAUCAUCAAUGCUUUCACAUCUAACAGUCAAUAUCCAGCACAAAAUUCGUAUUAUUAUAAUACUCAACCUUACAUUUCUACAGUCGGUGUCUCUUCAACUGUCUAUGAAGGACAAAACAAUACGGUAUUUCGAAUCGAACAACGAGACAUUGUUGGAAAUCUACAACAAUAUUGGUAUUGGUGUUUUUGUAUGACCGAUUACUGUAAUAUAGAUUUUACAACAUGUGCAACGGGAAUCAAUUACAAUUCAACAUCGACAACACCAUUACAACCCAUUAUUUAUCCACAAAAUAGUAAGUAA